This is a messenger RNA of Miscanthus lutarioriparius, 1338 nucleotides long. Lineage: Eukaryota; Viridiplantae; Streptophyta; Magnoliopsida; Poales; Poaceae. The record is from the annotation of a GenBank genome assembly.
AUGGGGCAAAAGGACUCCAAGCCUUCAUAUGGAUAUGGCUACUCUUAUGAUUACGGGAGUACUUCAUCGGGAUAUAACUCGAGAAACACUGGAAAUACGUCCUCCACUUAUAGCUCGAGGUAUGCACCUUCUUCAGAGAACAAUGUACAGCCAGAAACAACCGCAAGGUUGCAGAGGAAGUAUUCCAGGAUUGGGGAUGACUAUGGUUCUUUGAGUCAGGUGACUGAAGCUUUGGCACAAGCAGGUCUUGAAUCUUCAAAUCUUAUUGUAGGCAUUGAUUUUACAAAGAGCAAUGAAUGGACAGGUAAAAUUUCCUUUAAUCGCCGCUGCCUGCAUGAUAUUGGAAACACUCCAAACCCAUAUGAGCAAGCUAUAUCUAUUAUUGGAAGGACACUUUCAGCAUUUGAUGAAGAUAAUUUGAUUCCCUGCUUCGGAUUUGGUGACGCAUCAACUCAUGAUCAGGAGGUAUUCAGCUUUUACCCAGAGAACCACCCAUGCAACGGAUUUGAAGAUGCACUAGACAGAUACAGAGAAAUUGUUCCAACUCUUCGAUUAGCAGGACCUACAUCUUUCGCUCCAAUAAUUGAGACAGCAAUUGGAAUUGUUGACAGCACUGGUGGUCAAUAUCAUGUUCUUCUGAUAAUCGCGGAUGGACAGGUUACCCGAAGUGUCGAUACACAAUCUGGACAAUUAAGUCCACAGGAGCGGGACACUAUUGAUGCAAUAGUAAGAGCAAGCCAGUUCCCCUUGUCAAUUGUUCUUGUCGGGGUUGGUGAUGGACCAUGGGACAUGAUGCACCAGUUUGAUGACAAUAUACCUGCUCGGUCAUUUGACAAUUUCCAGUUUGUGAAUUUCACGGAGAUUAUGUCAAAGAGCAUAGCAGCUGACAGAAAGGAGGCAGAAUUUGCAUUGUCAGCGCUGAUGGAAAUCCCUACACAGUACAAAGCAACACUUGAUCUCCAACUCUUAGGCCGCCGCCAAAGAAUAACUCCAAGAAUUGCUCUGCCACCACCAACAAGGACUGCUUAUUCACGGUCUACUAGCUUUAGCCAACAGUCUGGUGUUUAUUCGCGAUCAAGUAGCUUUGACCAACAGACAAGUGGCUUUCAACAACGUUCGGAGAGCUUGAAACAGCAGCAGCCUGCAGCCCCAAAGAGACCUGACACUUAUGCAUCAGAAAGAGCUUUAGAGGACAGAAUUAUGUGCCCCAUCUGCAUGUAUAAAUCGAAGGACCUUGCAUUUGGAUGUGGACAUCAGACUUGCUAUGAAUGCGGGGAAAAUUUGGAGCGCUGCCCUCUAUGCCAGCAGCACAUAACCACAAGGAUCAGGCUCUACUGA